This is a messenger RNA of Camelina sativa (false flax), 1305 nucleotides long. The record is from RefSeq and is a predicted model, not a curated record. NCBI's taxonomy places the organism in Eukaryota, Viridiplantae, Streptophyta, Magnoliopsida, Brassicales, Brassicaceae.
AUGCCCAUAGUGGACCAAAGUUCUGUCGGUAUGAACUUUGAAAACCAACAUGCGAAGGAUGGUGAAAUCGGACCUAACGCCAUUGUUGUCUACGUAGGCAAAGAAAAGGCUGUAGAGGGUGAUUCUAAUAAAGAGGGUGAAGCUGAAUCACGUGAUGAAGGUGAUGAAUAUACUGAGCCACGCCCUGUUGUAGAACCGUGUAAGUAUAUUGAACCAUGGGAUGACGGUUUGGAUCUGACUAAACUUCAAGAAUUUCCAAACAAGAAGGCAUUGCAAGAUGUGGUGGAUAGAGCUUCAUUCUCUAACUUUUUUAGUUUUGAAAUAGUAAAGUCAGACAAGGUGCGUUAUGUGGUCAAACGUCCUAAAGAAGGAUGUAACUGGGGUUUACGAGGUGGUAGGAUUCGAGAUACAGAUAUUUUCUCGAUUAGAAGGCACAACAAGAUGCAUACAUGCUCUCUGGCUAGUCAAAUUUCAAGCAACAGUAAGAGACAAGGCACUCCACAAUUAGUUGCUUCUCUUUUACAUGGUGAUUAUCCAGGGCAAAUGGAAACUCCACCUCCGAAAAUUAUCAUGGAUCUUGUCAAGACAAAAUUAGGUGUUGAUAUAUCAUAUUCCACGGCGUUGAGAGGGAAAAAUCAAGCUGUUACUGAUUUGAAAGGUAGCCCAGAAGAAAGCUACAAGAUGCUGCGAUGUUAUCUGCACAUGUUAGAGAAGGUUAAUCAUGGUACAAGAUCAUAUGUGCAUUGCAAUGAGAAUAAUAAAUUCAUGUACUUGUUCAUAGCUUUGGGAGCUAGCAUUGAAGGAUUUAAAGUCAUGAGGAAAGUUAUAACUAUGGAUGCAACUUUUCUAAAGAACGAAUAUAAGGUAUUUAUGACUGACAGAAAUACAAGUCUCAUAAAAGCUAUAGCUAAUGUGUAUCCUCUGGCUCAUCAUGGUUUUUGUAUAUGGCAUUUAUCCCAAAAUGUGAAAGGUUAUGCUCGUAACGUGAACAAAGACGUUGUUGCAUGGAGAUUCAUGGAGUGUAGUAGGUUUUACACAGUGGCUGAGUUCAACAUUGCUUACGCAUCUUUUACGACAAGAUAUCCUUCUGCUGCCAAGUAUCUUGAAGAAUCUACCCAGAAAGAAAGAUGGGCACGAUGUGUUUUUCCAGGAGAUAGAUACAACCUAGACACAAGCAACUGUGUUGAAUCGUUGAACAGUGUAUUUAAAGAUGCAAGGAGGUACUCCUUGAUACCCAUGCUUGAUGCAAUACUUCAAAAAUUCUCUGAAUGGUUUAAUGAACAUCGGAAAGAGGCUGUGUCUUGA